CUGAAUUCAGCCAAUGGGAGCGCUGCGUUUUCAUAUCCGGGUAGCGCUAUAAACUUCAAGGCCUAACUACACGAUUUGCGAGUGGCGACGUUCAUUAUCAGCAUCUAAAGUUACCAUGGCCGAAAACGAUGUUGACAAUGAGCUGUUGGACUACGAGGAGGAUGAGGAGCCACAGACCGCCGCAGACAGUGCUGCCCCCACCGGCAAGAAGGAGGUUAAGGGCUCCUACGUCUCCAUUCACAGCUCUGGAUUCCGUGAUUUCCUCCUAAAACCAGAGCUGCUUCGUGCUAUUGUUGACUGUGGUUUUGAACAUCCUUCUGAGGUCCAACAUGAGUGCAUUCCACAAGCCAUCUUGGGUAUGGACAUCCUGUGCCAGGCCAAGUCUGGUAUGGGAAAAACGGCUGUAUUCGUGCUUGCAACACUCCAACAAAUCGAGCCAGUGGAUGGGCAGGUUUCUGUGUUGGUUAUGUGCCACACACGUGAACUGGCCUUUCAGAUCAGUAAAGAGUAUGAGCGUUUCUCCAAGUACAUGUCCAACGUUAAGUGUGCUGUCUUCUUUGGUGGGUUGUCCAUAAAGAACGACGAAGACGUGUUGAAGAAGAACUGCCCUCACAUCGUGGUGGGAACACCAGGCAGGAUCCUCGCCCUCAUUCGCAACAAGACACUUAACCUCAAAAAUGUCAAGCACUUUGUUUUGGAUGAGUGUGACAAGAUGUUGGAGCAGCUGGAUAUGAGACGGGAUGUCCAGGAUAUCUUCAGACUGACCCCCCACGAGAAGCAAUGCAUGAUGUUCAGCGCCACACUAAGCAAAGAGAUCCGGCCGGUCUGUCGCAAGUUCAUGCAAGAUCCAAUGGAGGUGUUUGUUGAUGAUGAGACCAAGCUGACCCUACAUGGUCUUCAGCAAUACUACGUCAAACUGAAGGACAGUGAGAAGAACCGCAAACUGUUUGACCUACUUGACGUUCUUGAGUUCAAUCAGGUGGUGAUAUUUGUGAAGUCAGUUCCCCGUUGUGUAGCUCUGUCUCAGCUGUUGGUUGAACAGAAUUUCCCUGCCAUCGCUAUCCAUAGAGGCAUGGCUCAGGAAGAGAGAUUGUCUCGGUAUCAACAGUUUAAAGACUUCCAAAGGAGAAUUCUGGUGGCUACAAAUCUGUUUGGUCGUGGGAUGGAUAUUGAGCGUGUUAACAUUGUUUUUAACUAUGACAUGCCUGAGGACUCCGACACAUAUUUGCAUAGGGUGGCUCGUGCUGGUAGGUUUGGCACAAAAGGAUUAGCUGUAACCUUUGUGUCGGAUGAAACCGAUGCAAAAACCCUGAAUGACGUACAGGACCGAUUUGAAGUCAACGUAGCGGAGUUGCCUGAGGAGAUUGACAUCUCCACUUACAUUGAGCAGUCGAGAUGAGCAGUAUGUGAAAUGGCUGUCAUCCAGUUCUCCCUGUGUGUCUCAGUGUUGUUUCUGCGACAGUGGAAGAGAGAACUGUCCUUUUAUUUUAAGAAGAUAUUGCCUAUUCACCCCUCUUCUCCAUUUGUGCAACUAUUUUAUUGAUCCAGAGGAUUGGUGUGGGUGUGUUUUUACUUUUGUUAAUUUUGGUUGUUUGUCGGUUGGUUUGAGAAUUAAACAUUUUAUACUA
Molecule: messenger RNA, 1628 nt
Organism: Paramisgurnus dabryanus
Lineage: Eukaryota; Metazoa; Chordata; Actinopteri; Cypriniformes; Cobitidae
Product: ATP-dependent RNA helicase DDX39A-like
Molecular function (GO): ATP binding; nucleic acid binding; RNA helicase activity
Source: RefSeq, a predicted model, not a curated record